Molecule: messenger RNA, 1257 nt
Organism: Trichoderma asperellum CBS 433.97
Lineage: Eukaryota; Fungi; Ascomycota; Sordariomycetes; Hypocreales; Hypocreaceae
Biological process (GO): positive regulation of GTPase activity; endoplasmic reticulum to Golgi vesicle-mediated transport
Cellular component (GO): endoplasmic reticulum membrane
Molecular function (GO): GTPase activator activity
Source: RefSeq, a predicted model, not a curated record
AUGAGCCUGGAACAAGAGCUGGUCGAUACCGCUGGCCUCCACCGCGAUGAUGUCGACUUUGCCGAACCAGAGGACCCUGUAGUCGAUCCGGGCCCCAGUCCCGCCGUGGCCCUGAAGACCAGCGAGAUCCUCGCGGCCUGCACCUGGCGAGACGCCACACGGCUGAGAGCUCUGGCCGAGUCUGAGGGCGGCCUUCUCGCCGAUGCACUACGUCAGGCAGCAUGGCCCAUAUUGCUUGGCCUGCCUCCCCCAGCCGAUGAGAAAGAAGGCGAGAGCAUACAUUCGGCAGACCUCGAUGCCGCUCCCCCAGACGAUGACUGGAAAGAGUUUCCACGCCACCAAGAUGAAGACCAGGUCCAACUCGAUGUGAAUCGAUCCUUUGUCCAUUAUCCCAAUGAUCAGUCUGAGGCACAGUUGCAAGAGAGAAAGCGUGAAUUAUCAAAUCUCAUUGUCGAGGUUCUCCGCCGACACCCAUAUCUCUGCUACUUUCAAGGGUACCAUGAUAUCUGCCAGGUAUUCCUCCUGGUCCUAGAGCCAGCGGCAAGAGCACCGCUGGUUUCGCGGCUCUCUGUUCUCAGAAUCCGCGACUUCAUGCUGCCCAGCCUCAGCGCCACAACCGCACAGCUGAGGCUCCUCCCCGACAUCCUAGCCCGCGCAGAUAUCGAGCUUCGUCGGCAUCUCUCCAGCAUAGAACCCUUCUACGCUCUCGCUGGCACUCUUACUAUGUAUGCUCACAAUAUUGAGCGGUACAAGGACAUAUCUCGAUUGUUUGACGUCAUCUUGGCGCGCGAGCCUACCUUUUCCAUAUACCUGUUUGCCCAGAUUGUCAUAGAUCGCCGUGAAGAAAUCCUUGAAAUUGACGAGCCCGAUAUGCUCCAAGUCAUUCUCGGUAGAGUCCCCCCGGAAUUAGACUUGGAUGCUCUUAUCAAGAGAUCUGUAGAUCUUUUCACCCAGCACCCCCCUGAGACCCUAAGAUCAUGGCAUCAAAUUUCUCCGUCCAGCGUCCUCAAAACCUCCAGGGAUGUGGAUGAAAGCGCACGGCAAACUAUAGAGGAUGGCCAUCACUAUUUCGAGAAACAGGUCAAGGAGAUACAGUGGGAGGAGCUAAGAAUGGGGGUCAGAAGGAGGAUUUGGUUAUACAGGCGGCCUGCCAGGUUCAUCGGAACAGCCAUCAUGGUUGGAGUCGUGGCAUUCUACCUCCGGCGGAACCCUACUCUUCUGCAGUAUAUAUGGUCCUUUUUCCCGGGCCAGCAAUGA